UUUUUGAUACGGUGCAUUAAGUGGUUCGUAGUUUUGCAUGAGAUACAUAGGAAUAGUUUGACGAAAUCGAUAAUUUGGUGCUUUAUUCGUAAGACAAUUGUAAGACACAUUGAAACCAAAAGUGUUCUUGGAUAAAAUCGUCAAUAGUCAAUCAAUCGAAUAUUUGUGCAUAUUUAACCAGAUCGAUCCGUUGUGAAAUAAGUUUGAAAGCAUCAUGAAUUCCAAUUGGAACGAUAAUCUCGAGCAAGUGUUGCUAACGCACGAAGUGGGCAUCGAAUGUGAGAUCAACAAAACGGUGGCUGCUUUUGAGUUGUUGGACGCACCGAGAAGCCCCACAUUUGUAUCGUGUUUCUUUGACAUUUUGAAUAGUCGAAUGAACGAAUCAUUGCGUAAAAUUCAAAUGGAAUACUUGAUGUCAAUGCCAGCCCACAAUAAUGAUAUUCGCCGUGAUUUGAAAUCGAAUAAUAGCGUUGUCAUCAGCACAUCCAAAUGCAGUACACCACCGCCAACUUCAUUGCGAAAUGACACAACGACUGACGAUGAUAUUGCCGCAAUUAACACAAUUGAAGUUGAUGCAAAUGAAAUAAAGCCGUCAAUUGAAACCGCACAAACCAUGGAAGAGAAUAUUGAGGCGGCUAUCAUGGAAAUUUUGAACGAUGUUGACGAUACGACUAGCCGAGCGCCUGAAAUUCAGACCGAUAAAAGUCAACAAGAAGAAGAUAAAAUAGAAAAGGCGCCGGAUGAAACAGCUUUUGAUGAAGCUGAAAACAGUGAAGCCACAGAAGUUGCAUCCAUACAGAUCGAUGAGCCAAAAUUGGAAACGGGCGGUCAUGAUCAGAUUGACAACAUACAAAACGACCAGGCUCAGUACGAAGAAGUAAAGACCGAAGAAAGUCAAAUCAACGAAGCAACGACCGUCAAUACCACCAAAAAUUCAGAAGAACAAAUCAACGACAUCGAUCUUGAUUCAAUUCCACUGCCAAGUUCAACACCACCACCGCUCUUAAUCAUGUCGCCGAAAUCAUCACCAAUUGCUCCAAUGACGACACCAUCAGAAAUGACGCAAUCCAUACCGCCAGUGAAUACUGAACUCGAUGGUGGCAUCAAAGAUAGUAUGAAUGAUCAAUCAGUAUUGGGUGAGGCGGAUACAAUUAGUAAUGAUUCACUGAAGGAUGAUCAAAGCACCAGCGAUGAUUUAUUGGGCUUUGAUGGUCCCAUUUUAUUGCCAGUUGGCAUGAAAUCAUUAAAAAGGAAGAACGUCGACACAUUGGAACCAAAUGAAGAAAUUGUCAAAAAACGAAAAAUAUCCGUCGACAUUGCGGCCGAUACACAUGUCAUAUCACAUGAAGAAGUCGUUCUCUCAUCAGAUAUAGUGGAUGAGCCAAUGCAAAUCGUAAAAGCGGAAUCAGUGCCAACCGUCGCCCAAGAGCCAAUUGACGGCCAACAAAUGGAGGUAUUUCAAAAUCAGAGGCCACAGCACAUGGAAUGUGCAUACAAUCACAAUACGGUUCCGUAUCACGUCGUUGGCUAUACCAUUCCGAACAUUCCGAAAAAUAUGGAUCCAAAUGUUCACUGUAAAAAUGGUCCGUUCACCUGUGUUCUAUGCGACAAGACAAAUAUAAUGCCGAUGCAUUACAGCAUGAAUCAUGAUAAUGUGGAUGUGUUCGUAUCAAGACCGUCACCAAAGAUGGCACAACGAGUUAUGCGAAAAGCAGAAAUGUCCACACAGAAAGUCGACGGUAGCAUUAAUGCGUUUUGUUUUUUCUGUGAAAAAUCGUUUGUCAUGACGAAUAUUGAAUGGAAAGAUCACAUUCUAUUUCAUACUGGUGAACUCGGAUAUCAUUGCCAAAAUUGUCGCAUACAGUUGCCAAAAAAGAUGGACCAUGGUGACUGUACAGCAGAUUCGGUCGUUGAUAUUUUUGAUGGUGAUUCCAAUGCAUUGAUGCUGUACAUGUGCAAAUGGUGCAACUAUAUGCAGGUACACAAGUCCCGAAUCAUGCGCCAUUUGAAAUACGAACACGAAAAAAUCGAUAUAAAUUUUAAUCGUAACAUUGAACGAGUCUAUGUAAUACCAGAUUUGACUCCGGUAACUCAUACCAUAAAUUCACCGUACAAAUUGUUGAUUGAUUCAAAACGCUACAUUUGCAGCGUCGGGCAAUGUAGUGGCAAAGAAUUCGCCAAUUCAACGGAAUUUAAAAGUCAUUUCAUGCAACAGCACAAUGAUGAAACAAGAUUUGCGUGUCCACAUUGUGAUAUUGUGAUUGAAAAACAGCAUCGAAACUUAAUUUCCGACAUUUUGGGUCAUUAUGGACUUCAUGGUCAUUAUUUGUUUGAGUGUCCAUUAUGUGAAAUAAUCUUUGCAGCGGAAUACGACAUUCUUCAACAUUUUGUUCGCAAUCAUACCAAUGAAAGUAUUAAGUACUUCAACAACUGGGCCCAGAUGCAUGGCGUCGGUGAAAAACGGGAGUACACGAUUUUUUUACAGUGCAAUGUAUGCAAUGCACAUCUUGAAAAUAGUAACAAGGCUAUCGAACACUUUUUAACCGUCCAUAAAUCGUAUUACAUGGAUUGUGAAGCGAUUAAAAUGGUGAAAAGAACAACCAUCGAUAGCACAACCAGUGCCAUUGCCAAAGAUAAGAAAAUCUUUACGUUGCGUCGUUCAUUGAAUUGCAAGCUGUGCGAUCAGUUGUCAAAGACAAAAGGAAUGUUAAUCGAACACUUCAAUCGGGACCAUCCAGGACAUCAGAUCGUCGCAAAAAUGGGCAAAAUCUAUGUGGAAAAUGUGACCUGGGACAAAAACUACAAGGAUUUUUCCAUACAACAUUUACGUUUUGAUAAUCACUUGGUAUUCUACUGUGCUGCCUGCCAUGACGCGGAACAAUCAUCGACCAGCAGAGCAUUUGUUAAUGUUUAUGACGUUCAUGCCCAUUGGAUGUUAACACACACCAAAUCGACCGAUUCAAAGCCGUUUCGAUUUUAUGCCGUUGAAUUUGUUGCAUGCUAUUAUUGCAAGCUGAUCAGUACAUUCGACGAAGUAAAACGACAUCAACAAGCUGCACACACAAACGAACCACUUGUCAUUACAAAUAUAUUAAAUCGACAAAAAUGUGCAUUGUGCGAUUAUUGUGCCGAUAACCUUGCGUAUCAUUUGAAAACGGCACACGAACUAGUAUUGCGAAUGAACGAAUUCAACCUGACUCGAUUCACCGACGAAACCUUGAGCAAAUUGCUGGCCAUCGAAGUUUACAAGAAAUACAAAUGCCACUAUUGUCUGGAAGUUUGCGAAACAAAAGACAAUAUUAAGCAGCAUAUCACCAACGAUCAUAAGCUACCAAUCAAAUUUGAUACAUUCGUUGAUAAUCACAACGUUAAAAUCAUCGCCGGGUGCUGUGAAUCGGUUAUUGAUCUACAAGAAUUUUUAAACCAUAUGGCUGAUCCGAAUCACGUUUUUAAGACGUAUUGCGCAAAGUGCAAUUUUCGCACCGAAAAAUUGGACGAAUUAUUCGAAUUUGUUAAGCAUCAAGUCACCGUACAUAGUGCCUUAAUCGAUCCGGACUUUCUAUUUCGACGCCUUCUUAAAACCAAAUUCUGGCAAACUCAAGUCAUCUUUGGCAACGGUUUGGUGUUGACCAAGCACAAUCUACUCGGAACAGAAUUUGACGACAGCAAACCAUUCGACGAAUUGAUUGAACAUCUACUGAAUGUGGCCAGAGAGAGACACAUGGCCAAAGAUGACAAAAAAAACAACACAUUUUAAUUCACGAUUUUUUUAUUAUAGUUUAAUGUCAUUUUCAUUCCAUACUUUUUUGAGGUAUUUUCUCUUGACAUACCAAUUUUUUUACCAAACAAUUACCGACAAAUUUUUAAAUGAAAAAAUAACAAAUACUCCGCUACAAUCGGAUUCUAAUUUUUUCAUAAAAAAUGAUUUAAUUACAAUCAAAAUUGGCAUAAAAUUGCUGAACAAAAAAAAAACAA
Molecule: messenger RNA, 3975 nt
Organism: Contarinia nasturtii (swede midge)
Lineage: Eukaryota; Metazoa; Arthropoda; Insecta; Diptera; Cecidomyiidae
Exons: 7
Coding region: 215-3757 (1180 amino acids)
Biological process (GO): regulation of transcription by RNA polymerase II
Cellular component (GO): chromosome
Molecular function (GO): chromatin insulator sequence binding
Source: RefSeq, a predicted model, not a curated record